AUGUCGUUUGAUUCGAUCUCGUCCGGCGCCACCGGGUGCUUCCCGCGCAGAGCGCACACCAUCACCGCCACUGAUGAGGCGAAAGGGCACACGGUUACGGUGUACAUGCACAGCUUCAAUCCUGAUUGUGACAACGACAAACUUGUUGUUGAAGUUCACAAAAGAUGCACGACAGAGGAGCUGAUCGAGAAAGUGCUGAGUGUUCGGAGUGAACUCGAAGGGCAUUCGACGCAAGAUUUCGAUUUGUUCGAAAUGAUGGGAACUCCUGACGGACAGACGUACAAAGAGCGCCGACUUGAUCCCGGAGAGUACCCGGUCGCAGUUCAAGCAAUCUGGGCCCGAAUGCCAGCUGCUGUCGACAGCGCGACGCCGAAAAACCGAUUCGUGUUCCGACAUCGCGGCUAUCGAGCCGCUGCUGGCAGAACCCGAUUCGGCUCGGCCGAAGUUGCAUCAUCAAUCGAUGCAUUCCUUACCAAAUUCUUAACUCAACCACAGGAUCGUGAGUAUGCUGACCUCUGUAUGCUACCCGAGCUCACCGAACAAACUCUGCUGGACAAUCUUCGCGAUCGCUUCAACAAUGGUCAUAUUUACACCUAUAUUGGUCCCAUUUUAGUAGCCGUCAACCCAUUUUGCUUUUUUCCAAUUUAUAAUCCCAAAUAUGCGCGACUUUAUUUCCAAAGCCGUCGUCUCGGUGCUCUUCCGCCUCACAUUUUCGCAAUUGCCGAUGUUUGUUAUCACAAUAUGCUGCGAAUCAAGGAAAAUCAAUGUGUUGUGAUCAGCGGAGAGAGCGGAUCGGGCAAGACAGAAUCGACGAAUCAUCUGAUGUCGCAUUUGAUCUCGUUGUCUCAGAAAGGGUCCACCGGCUGCAGUACGGAACAGACGCUGCUCUCUGCCGGACCAGUACUCGAAGCAUUUGGGAAUGCUGUCACCUUGACAAAUAACAAUAGCAGUCGAUUCGGAAAAUUCAUCAAAAUCAACUACAGGGAGAAUGGAAUGGUUUCUGGAGCAAACGUGGAGAUUUAUUUGCUCGAAAAAUCGCGGAUAAUCUUCCAAGCGAAAGGCGAAAGAAAUUAUCACGUCUUCUACUAUCUACUGGAAGGUGCCGAUACAGAAGAAAAGCAAAAAUUAUUCUUGUUGAAACCACAAGAUUACAAGUAUUUAAAUCAGAAUGAACCGUUUACUCCGGAAGGUGUCAACGAGAAAAAUGAGUUCGAUCGAUUGCGAUUGGCAAUGAAUUCAGUGGGAUUUUGUGCGAAAACGCAGCAAACCAUUUUCGGAAUCAUUUCGGCCGUAUUACUCCUUGGAAACAUUACCUAUAUCAAGAGACAUGGCUAUCAUAGCGACGAGAGCGGAUACAUUGAGAAUGAAGAAGUCGUCGAUUUGGUCGCGAAACUCCUACAAAUCAAAACCGAAACUUUAAUGCAAGCCUUGACGAUGAAACGACAUGUGAUGAAGGCGGAGACGGUCGUGUUGAGAUACAGCGUCUCGGAAGCAACGAAUACUCGCGACGCGAUGGCCAAAUGCAUCUACAAUUCCCUUUUUCACUACAUUGUUCUUCGAAUUAAUCAAGCACUUCUCAAAAAGGAUUUUGCUGUUUCAAAAGGAUAUUAUAUUGGAAUUUUGGACAUUUUUGGUUUUGAAGAUGUCGGCGCCCAAUGGAAUAGUUUUGAGCAGUUGUGCAUCAAUUACGCCAAUGAAAAACUCCAAUCCUAUUUCAAUCAGCACAUUUUUCAAUUCGAACAAGAGGAAUAUUUGAAAGAAGGCAUUUCCUGGACAAAUAUUGAAUACACUGACAAUACGGAAUGCGUUCAACUAUUCCAGAGUAAGCCUUAUGGAAUUUUGCGAUUGAUCGAUGAAGAGAGUAAUAUCAAUAAUGGAACUGAUGAUUCGAUGUUGGCGAAGCUGAAUCAAUUUCUUAAAAAUAACGAGUACUACGAGACGCCACAGAAGAAAGAGCCCGCAUUCAUUGUGGCACAUUAUGCAGGAAAAGUCAAAUAUCAGAUUACGGGGUUCCGAGAAAAAAACAAAGAUCUGAUGAGACAAGACGUGCUGAAUGCGUUGAAGUCGAGUACCAGUUCAGUCAUGAAAACACUACUCGGAAUUGAUCCAGUUGCUGUCCACAGAUGGAAUGUCGUUCGCAGCGUGUUCCGAGCUAUGAAUGGAUUCAAGCAAAGUGCUAGAAAACUGCAAAAAAGUGAAUCGGCUGGUCACUUGCAUGUUGCCAACUCGAUCACAACCUCGACGCGUCGUGGUUCCGAUUCGGCUCUUUCUGCGUUCUUGCGCGGCGAGCUGCGAUGCGAAGUUCCCGACUUCUGCGAUACGAGCAUGUUCCAAACGAUUCGAACGCAAGCACGACGAACACCAGCGGCCAGCCGAUCGGAUGACAAAAUGAGUAUGCUCAAGUCUCUGCAAAUUCUCAAAGAAGCCAUCGGAGGCCGACGACUCGCCAAGAAGCCGUCGUCGGUCUCCAAGCAGUUCGAGUACUCGCUCACUCGACUGAUGUCGACAUUGGGGAAUGCAACACCGUACUUCAUUCGAUGUAUUAAAUCAAACAAUGACAAGAUUCCGAAUCACUUUGACGACAACAUUAUUCUUCGGCAACUCCGUUAUACCGGAAUGCUGGAGACUGUCCGGAUACGAAGGGCCGGCUAUUCUGUCAGAAUCGAAUACCCGAGCUUCGUCCAGCAAUACCGUAUCCUUUUGCGACAUGGUCGUGAGAGUACGGUAGACGAUGUGAAGGAGUUCAUCGAAUCGCAUCCAUCGGUUGAUUCAGACAAUAUUCAAUAUGGUAUCAAUAAGAUAUUCAUGAGAGACGCUGAAAAGUUGAUACUCGAUGAUCAUCUGCAUAGAACAAUCCUGCAACACAUUGACACACUACAACGAUGGUUUCGAACGAUGCUGGCAAGAAAACGGUAUUUGAAGAUGAAAGAAGGCAUUGUGAAGAUCCAGGCUCUCAUCCGAGGGUCUUUGAUUCGGGCGCAAGUUCGCCGAAAAGCCGUCGCCGCACAGACGAUUCAAAGCAAUUGGCGUCGUUUUCGCGAACAGCGUCGCUAUCAAUUAUUGCGAAAUGCGGUCAUUGCGAUUCAAACAGCUCAUCGCGGAAAUAUGGCCCGAAAACGAUACGAGGAGAUGCCGAAAAACGCGAAGAAGCUUGGAUUCCGCGUGAAAAAGGUUCAAGCUGUUCAAUUGACGACGUUUGAUUUGAACGAUCCCAACUCGUUGGCAGCGUUCGCGAUUUCGGAGGAUGAAGACGAUUCGGACAGCGAUAAUCUGACACAAGAUGGUCUUGAUGAGGAUAUUUCGGAAGGGAGUGUUCUAGCCGACGCGUUUCCGGAAGACGACGACGCGAUCGAUGUCGACGCGACAUUUAUUUUGGAAGACACCAAACUCAAACUAAUCGAAGGCGGAGAUUUGUCGCAUCAUCGUCGGCAGUCGCUAGCGCCGACCGCGUCGACAACGAAACUCAAAAUGUUGCGGAGGGCCAACAGCACCGAAUCCAACAAUUUCUCAAUUGCGAGAUGCGAUGACUCAUUCACGUUGAGCCCAACGAAUUCGAAGAAAAAAGGAGGCGGUAAAUUGGGUUUCCAAAAAGCCAAAAAAAAUCUGAAAGCGUUGUUCGGCCGGAAAGAAGAUGAUGAAGAGCCGUCGCCUGGGCCGAGCAGCGGACCAACUGAACUCUCACCUGACGUGCUCGUCGCCAAAGAGCACCAACUCAAAAUGUCGCGCCUUCAUCGACAGGAGAUUUGCGCCAUCUGCAACCGACAUCUCACCGGUUUUAUUUCUCAAGCUCACAAAUGCCAAAGAUGCAAAAUGUGUCUGCACAAGGAGUGCGCCGCGUUUGCUUCGUCGAUUCCUUGCAAUCCAGUGUCCCCGGUUCGCUCGCCGACUCGUCUCACAUCGCCGAGAAGACCGUGGGAUUUAAUGUCCCACAAACAACGACAAUCUGCAUCUCCGAUACCAACCACUGGCACAUUCAGUCUAACAAAAACAAAACAGCAGACGGAUCCUGGAAAUAUGGUAGUAGAAUCAACAGAUGAUCUUCGCCAAUUCAGUGUGUUCAUCUUCAAUAAGACCACAAAUCUGUCGGGAGAUACGACCAAACGUGAUACCGUAGUUGAUGCGGUCUUCAAGAAAUCUCUUCGAGCAUUUCAUAUGGAGCUUUUGGGAUAUGAAGCAGUCUUAACGGCAGAACAAUCGGUAUUAAAAUAUCGCGAUGUGAUCACAAUGUUCGAAGGUCUUUUGACAAAGGUUUGCAAAGAAGAGAAAGUGUGUUUCCCAACGACAUUGGGAGUCAAUGCAUUCAGAGGGUUUUUGAAUGAAUUCAUGCAGCAUCAGUCAAAAAAGAAGCGAGGAAAGGAGAAGAAUUCGAUGAUAAAGGUUCACGCCGGACAUCGAUUCCGCGCAGAAGUCGUUCACGUGCCAACUUAUUGCGAAGUGUGUAACCAACUGAUUUGGCAUCAUGAGAAGCUUUUCAUAUGUGUCGCAUGUCGAAUUUCAUGUCAUAAAAAGUGCCAUCCGAAAGUGACACAUGCAUGCCAAAUGAUGGGAAAAACGGUUGAUCCUCAAAAAUCCGGCGGCCGAUUCUUCGGAGCUUGUCUCAAUUCAAUCGUGGAUGAUGAGCAUUCGAUUCCAGUUCUUCUCGACCGACUGUUUUUCGCUAUCGAAACUCGCGCAUUAUUUGUGGAAGGUGUCUACAGAAAAAGCGGCUCAUUGACUCAAGUGCGCAAUAUGAGAAGAAUAAUUGAAUCGACGUCCGAUGCCGAUGCUGUGAAUUUGGAAGAUGUCGGAAUUCACGUGCUUACAACUCUCGUCAAAGCGUUUUUUCGCGAAUUGACCGAGCCUUUGAUUAUUCACGAUUUGUAUGAGAAUUUCCUGAAUGUCUCAGAAGUUCAAGACGUCACCGAACGAGUUCGAUGCCUUUCGGUUAUGAUUGAGCUGCUUCCAAAAGCGAACAGAGCUCUUCUCGAUCGCCUGAUGUACCAUCUGGCGAGGGUUGCAGACCAGGAAGCUGUCAAUAAGAUGGGAUGCAACAAUCUUGCAUUAAUCUUCGGACCAUGCGUCUUGAGAAGACAAGACUCUGCUCAUGCUCAAGAGCAACUCAAUGACGUUGCAAGACAGACGGGCUGUGUUCAGACGCUCAUCGAGGAGAAACUUAGGCAAUAUAAGGCAACUCUACACAACAUUGUCGAGUUGGAAGACGCGAGUCAUAAGGUCACCGAAAAUCUUCGGAAAAUCGAAGAACACCGCCGUAACAGUGAGCCAUCGAAAACUCCAAACAUUGGAACCGCAAAAUUGCUCUUCGAAGAGCAACUCGAGUUCUUGGGAAAACAGAAGGAACGUCUUCUACAAGAGCUUCCACCAUUGGCACCGGUCGCAUCGUCAGAAGACCUUUCAUCUUCCGAUGAAAACGCGAUUGCCUCAAAAUCGCUUUCCGUCGAAGAAUACGCACUCGAUCUCGAUGCGCCGCCAGUUUUUUGUCUUCUUCGUUAUCCGACCAAAAAUCGUGCCCGUGGACCAUCAAAUCGACGCAGUCCUGGAUGGGUCGUUCAACUACAAAAACAACAAACGAUUUUUGUAUAA
This is a messenger RNA of Caenorhabditis bovis, 5580 nucleotides long. Lineage: Eukaryota; Metazoa; Nematoda; Chromadorea; Rhabditida; Rhabditidae. The record is from the annotation of a GenBank genome assembly.